UACUUGUACAAUUUACUUAGCCUAUACAAUUUCCACACAAGAACAGAAAAUUCAGGCCACGUAUGCUCACUGCAUCCAUUCAACAGCGCAUUACCUAGGAGCUUCCGUCGAAGCUGCAAGAGUAACCGCACUUGAUGUCCUUCCGUUUAGCUGAUAGCUCAAUGUUCGAGCCUGAGGGGGGCACUGACUGCCAUUUGUCUACACUGCAAUAAAUCGACACAGAAAACCAGCGCUUUUUGCUAACAGCUGGGAAGAGCUCUCGUCGAGCGAAGCAGGUGGCGCGUCGGUAUGGGGUCGCUUCGUUCUGCCUCGCUCAGACCGACGGGGUGUCGCUAAGCUGCAAAGUGGGCGAGGAAGAGAACCAGUUGUGACACGUAAUUCUGCUGCGGGUAACAAUUGCCGAAGGCUGACUUGAUUGUUUUGCUCUUUGAGGCGAGGAGCUAGAGAAUAUGGCACAUGUUAUUCUCGGUUAUUGGGACAUCCGAGGCCUCGCUCAGUCUAUCCGCUACCUGCUGGCCUAUGCCGAAGUCCCCUACGAGGACAAAAGGUACUCAUACGGCAGUGAUUCGGAGCCGAACCGAGAUGAGUGGCUGGCAGUGAAGUACCAACUCGACUUUGACUUCCCGAACCUGCCGUACCUUAUCGACGGCGACGUACGUAUGACGCAAAGCCAGGCUAUCCUGCGCUACUUGGGGCGGAAACACGGCCUGGUACCAAAGGACGAGGAAACGAUGCGGCGCGUCGAGGUGCUCCAGCACCAGGCCUUCGACAUCUUGUGGGAUACAGCGCGCCUGUCUUAUGACCCAGAAUACACGGAGGACAAGCGGCGGCAAUUCUUGGCUGAAGUGGCCGACAGGCUCCGUCAACUUGAAGUUUACUUGGCCAAGCACGGACCCUACGGAGCUGGGAAGAACGUCACUUACGUGGACUUCAUGCUCUAUGAGAGCGUCCAGGUGGUCAAGAUACUUGGACCUACCACAUUCAGCAAGGGUUACCCGGCUCUCGAGGAGUACUGCGACAGCAUCGCUGCCCUGCCAGGCCUUAAGGAGUACCUGGCGUCGGACCGGUUCAGAUCCUGGCCGAUUUGGAGUCCAUUCGCGAAGGCACUUUCCGCACGCAGCGGUCCGCCCGCCGACAACUGUUGAGAGAUAGCAUUCUGUGUUAGGCACGUGAAUUCCUUCUGCUAAAAAUGGCACUGGAAGCCAUAGAUCCCAUGAAUUUUCAGUGUAACAUAGUGCAUUCGAAGCUGUUGAUGUUUGUAUAAAGCGUACAUACCG
Dermacentor silvarum is the source of this 1277-nucleotide messenger RNA. RefSeq names its product glutathione S-transferase Mu 2-like. The record is from RefSeq and is a predicted model, not a curated record. Gene Ontology annotation, molecular function: glutathione transferase activity. Bases 450 to 1145 code for a protein of 231 amino acids. The transcript has 5 exons. Gene Ontology annotation, biological process: glutathione metabolic process. Lineage: Eukaryota; Metazoa; Arthropoda; Arachnida; Ixodida; Ixodidae.